This is a messenger RNA of Penicillium diatomitis, 1104 nucleotides long. RefSeq lists its product as uncharacterized. The transcript is spliced from 3 exons. The coding region runs from base 1 to 1104 and encodes 367 amino acids. The record is from RefSeq and is a predicted model, not a curated record. Lineage: Eukaryota; Fungi; Ascomycota; Eurotiomycetes; Eurotiales; Aspergillaceae.
AUGCAAUCUACCAGCCGACUCGCUGCUACGGCGGCCGCAUUUGUCGGACUACUCCAAGUCGCCUGUGCCCAAACCAACAUCACGGCCAGUCAAUGUGUGGCUCAGUCUGUGUAUUCCGACUGCAAUCGCAACGUGGCGAACAAGUGGCAAAGCUGUAUCAACUCAUGUAAUGGAAACGGGAACUGCCUCGUGGAUUGUGGGUGUACCGCCCAUCAAGAGUAUAUCAAUUGCAUGGCUCAGUCAUGCUGGAACCAGGUCUACUCCUGCGAAUACCAACUCUUUGUCCAGCAGUACUUUGCUGUCUGCCCAAGUGCCUCAGAGCCCAUCCCCUUCUGGCCUGCUCCAGAUAAUGCCCCAAACCGUUGCUCUUGCAACAUCGGCAAAGUUCUAUCCAAUACCUUAUCUGCUCGCAAUGACCAGGUCAACUGUGCCAGCAAAAUCGCCAACCAGGCCGUGAAUAUCCCCGAUAUCACCAAUAUCAACAACCUGCCAAACUCGGUCCAGGAUAUCGUCAAGACCGCUACGGAAUGUGCAUGCUGUGGUGCUAGUGCCAGUCUUUCUUCCAACUCAUCAUACAAUACUAACCUCUCCCUCUCAUCAACCAGAGCAUGGCAAAUCUGCCCCGACACCCGUCCCACCCUCGCCGGCGCCGACCUGUGGCCUCUCUUCUUCCCCUCCAACUAUCCGAACCUCUACCCCUCCAUCCCCAACUUCGCCUGGUCGGCCUCCACCUGCGACAGCACCCUCUCCCAAACCAACUGCAAGGACCUCGGCUUCUCCGAUGCCAACAACAACUUCUACAAGCCCGGCCAGUUCCCCAGCAACGGCACCAAAACACUGAGCAAUGUCGCCGGCACGGUGACCGUGCCCCCCAGCGGGACCGUCUUGACCUGGUCGCAGGCUUCGUCGACGUACACAGUUACGGCGACGGGGCUGGGGCAGAAGGGUGUUGCUGGUGCGAGUGGAGGUGGCACACAGACUAGCUCGGGUGGAUAUGUGACGCAGACGGAGAAUGCGGCCGUGGGAGGACUGCAGGGUCGGGGUGCUGGAUUCGUGGGGGGUUUAGCUGGGUUGGUGGUUGGAGGGGUGGUGAUGAUGGUUUGA